AUGAACCGACUGCUGUGCUCCCGGAGCACCUGCGCUCGGCUCUUCCGAAGCGCCGCUUACCGCCAAGACAUGCCUCCUCCAGGCGGCUAUCCUCAAAUGCCCUGGCGGCGCAACAUUCCCCACCGAGGAAUGAGCUACAUCCACAUGCUCGUCGCCGGCUUCGUCGCUUACUGGCUCGAGCGAACUGUCACUUCCCGACGCGUCCAGUGGGAACAGGAGUCCUUCUGGGAGGGACAGAACAUUGACAUGGCUUGCAUGCCCCUCUACGAGGCCGAAAUCGACAGAGACGAACUCAGGUCUUUGAAAGAACAGAUGGAAGGUGAAGCUGUCAACAUCGUUGCUUCUGGAUUCGACCCAACCUGGAAGGUCGGCGGCCACGGAAUCGGCGACAACGGCAACCCGGAGUACUGGCCCUCGAACGGCUACACCAGUCCCUACAACUUGGCAAUCUUCAAAAACUUCGAAGGCGAGCGCGCUGCAAAGACCCACUCCUGGUCUCAUCAAUCCAUGGCCCUCAACUCUGCGAUGGGACUCGGCGCCGGAAAAUUCGAGCAUGUUGGUCCUCGAGGAACUUUCUAA
Messenger RNA from Oikopleura dioica, 579 nucleotides. Lineage: Eukaryota; Metazoa; Chordata; Appendicularia; Copelata; Oikopleuridae. The record is from the annotation of a GenBank genome assembly.